AUGGGCUUUCCGGAGAGCACCUCGAAGAAGAAGCCACCAUCGAGCGUUUCCUACCCGCGGCAGCAGAUGACGCCGCUAUCCCAGCCCUACUACCCACAGCAGCAGCAGCAGCAGCAGCAGCUGCCGGCUCAACAACCGAAAGAUGCCCGAAGCGAGUACCUGCCGGCUCCGGGAGAAAAGCCCAAGGCGCCGUCUCCGCAAUCUUUUUCGCCGAAGCCGCCAAGCCUCAUUCCAUCCCCCUCUGACUACUCCGGAUCGGCGCCGAGGAGCGAAUACUUCCCGGAGAAGCCCGGCUCCGCACCGGCUUCACCAGAUCAGUCCGGGAAGAGGUCGCGGGAUUUGUCGCCGCAAACCCCACCGACGCCGGCCGACCAAAUCGCCCAGUCUCCAGUGGUCAAGCCAAAGAAGAAGAAGAAAACCAAGGCGCCGAAGGGCUACCAGCAGCAGUCGCAGUACGUCGGGCAGCAGCAGCAGCAGGCUCCGCCUCCGCAGUACCCGCAGCAACAGUACGCGCCACAACAACAAUACGCACCGCAGCCACAGUACGCCCAGCAGCAGCCGCAGUACCGCCCCCAGCAACAGGCCCCCAUCGUGGUCCAGCAGCAGCAGCCGCCGCAGGUCGUCUACGUGCAAUCGCCCGCCCCACCGCCGGCCUACUACUACCCGCCGCCACCGUACUACGGAGGUUGCCCCGGCUAUGGCUACUGCUGUGAUCCGUGCUGCUACCACUACAGCACCUGUUCCAUCAUG
Molecule: messenger RNA, 750 nt
Organism: Mesorhabditis spiculigera
Lineage: Eukaryota; Metazoa; Nematoda; Chromadorea; Rhabditida; Rhabditidae
Source: the annotation of a GenBank genome assembly